CCGCUAGGGUGGAGGAAGUUGAGUCUCGGCGCGGGAGGGUGUCAGGCCCAGGAACGCCAGCAGCUCAAGGCCGGCAGGUGCCUGGGCUGCAGCGGCCGGGACUCGCGGGUCGCCGGUCACCCACCGGGCCUGGCGCGCCGGGCGGGCGGCCACGCUCGCAGCAGCAUGCGGGAGACCCAGGGGAGCAGAGCGCGGCCAGGGCGCUCCGGCCCGCUAGCGUCCUAGCCGGUCCGGGAGGCGCGGGGCCCUGCGAUCUCUGGCGGCCGAGCGCGGCGGGGGCGGGGAGGGCGCAGGGCGGCGGCCUGGCGGGGGGAGGGUCUCGGCUCCGCCACCGGCGCCCGCGGGGACCCUGGCGGCGGCGGGUGACAGUCGGGGAGGCAUGGCUGAGGCUGGCGGGGCCGGGCCCCCAGCACUGCCGCCCGCGCCCCCGCACGGCUCCCCCCGGACCCUGGCCACCACCGCCGGGAGCUCUGCUUCCUGCGGGCCAGCGACCGCUGUGGCCGCGGCGGGCACAGCCGAGGGACCGGGAGGAGGCGGCUCGGCCCGGAUCGCCGUGAAGAAGGCGCAGCUGCGCUCCGCUCCGCGGGCGAAGAAACUGGAGAAACUCGGCGUGUACUCCGCCUGCAAGGCAGAGGAGUCCUGUAAAUGUAAUGGCUGGAAGAACCCCAACCCCUCUCCUACUCCACCAAGAGCAGACCUCCAGCAAAUAAUCGUCAGUUUGACAGAAUCCUGUCGAAGCUGUAGCCAUGCCCUUGCUGCUCAUGUUUCCCAUUUGGAGAAUGUAUCGGAGGAGGAAAUGAACAGACUCCUGGGAAUUGUGUUGGACGUGGAGUACCUCUUUACCUGCGUCCACAAAGAAGAAGAUGCAGAUACCAAACAAGUUUAUUUUUACCUAUUCAAGCUCUUGAGAAAGUCAAUUUUACAAAGAGGAAAACCUGUGGUUGAAGGCUCCUUGGAGAAGAAGCCCCCAUUUGAAAAGCCCAGUAUUGAACAGGGGGUGAAUAACUUCGUACAGUACAAGUUUAGUCACCUGCCAUCCAAAGAGAGGCAGACCACAGUUGAGCUGGCCAAGAUGUUUCUGAACCGCAUCAACUACUGGCACCUGGAGGCACCAUCUCAGCGGAGACUGCGGUCUCCCAAUGAUGACAUCUCUGGAUACAAGGAGAACUACACAAGGUGGCUGUGCUACUGCAAUGUACCGCAGUUCUGUGACAGCCUGCCUCGGUACGAAACCACAAAGGUGUUUGGGAGAACAUUGCUUCGCUCAGUCUUCACCAUCAUGAGGCGACAGCUCCUGGAACAAGCCAGACAGGAAAAAGACAAACUGCCUCUUGAGAAACGCACCCUAAUCCUCACACAUUUCCCAAAGUUUCUGUCUAUGUUGGAAGAAGAAGUAUAUAGUCAAAACUCUCCUAUCUGGGAUCAGGAUUUUCUCUCAGCCUCCUCCAGAACCAGCCCACUAGGAAUCCAAACAGUCAUCAGUCCUCCUGUUACUGGGACAGCAUCAUUCAGUUCAAACUCCUCUUCCCAUGAGCUGCUCAAUGGAGGGAGAACCAGUCCUGGCUGCAGAGGCUCUUCUGGGCUUGAAGCAAACCCAGGAGAAAAGAGGAAAAUGAACAACUCUCAUGCUCCAGAGGAGGCCAAGAGAUCCCGAGUGACGGGGGAUAUUCCUGUGGAAUUGAUCAAUGAGGUCAUGUCUACCAUCACAGACCCUGCAGUGAUGCUUGGACCAGAGACCAAUUUUCUGUCAGCACAUUCAGCCAGAGAUGAGGCGGCAAGGCUGGAAGAACGCAGGGGCGUCAUUGAAUUCCACGUGGUGGGCAAUUCUCUGAAGCAGAAACCGAAUAAGAAGAUCCUGAUGUGGCUGGUGGGCCUACAGAAUGUCUUUUCCCACCAGCUGCCUCGCAUGCCCAAAGAGUACAUCACACGGCUUGUCUUUGACCCGAAACACAAAACCCUUGCUUUAAUUAAAGAUGGCCGUGUCAUUGGUGGUAUCUGUUUCCGGAUGUUUCCAUCCCAGGGAUUCACAGAGAUUGUUUUCUGUGCAGUAACCUCAAAUGAACAAGUCAAGGGCUAUGGAACACACCUGAUGAACCAUCUCAAAGAAUACCAUAUAAAGCAUGACAUCCUGAACUUCCUCACAUACGCAGAUGAGUAUGCCAUCGGCUACUUUAAGAAGCAGGGUUUCUCCAAAGAGAUCAAAAUACCUAAAACCAAAUAUGUUGGCUACAUCAAAGAUUAUGAAGGAGCCACUUUGAUGGGAUGUGAACUGAACCCGCAGAUCCCGUACACAGAGUUCUCUGUCAUCAUUAAAAAGCAGAAGGAGAUCAUUAAAAAGCUGAUAGAAAGAAAACAAGCUCAGAUUCGAAAAGUCUACCCUGGACUUUUAUGUUUCAAAGAUGGAGUUCGGCAGAUUCCUAUAGAAAACAUUCCUGGAAUCAGAGAGACAGGCUGGAAACCAAGUGGAAAAGAGAAAAGUAAAGAGCCCAAAGACCCUGAGCAGCUUUACAGCACCCUCAAGAACAUCCUGCAGCAGGUUAAGAGCCAUCAAAGCGCUUGGCCCUUCAUGGAACCAGUGAAGAGAACAGAAGCUCCGGGAUAUUAUGAAGUUAUAAGGUUUCCCAUGGAUCUGAAAACCAUGAGCGAACGCCUCAGGAACAGGUACUAUGUGUCUAAGAAGUUAUUCAUGGCAGACCUGCAGCGAGUGUUCACCAACUGCAAGGAGUACAACCCCCCCGAGAGCGAGUACUACAAGUGUGCCAGCAUCCUGGAGAAGUUCUUCUUCAGUAAAAUUAAGGAAGCAGGGUUGAUUGACAAGUGAUUUCUUUCCUUAGACACUCCUCAGCAGUGUGCCUAAAGCAGGUGACUUAGGUUGUUUUUUUUUUUUUUUAAAGAAUUGAACAUCAUGUGUUGAAGAGACUUGUAAUAAUUAGCACUUUUGAAAAACAAAAAACCUCCUUUUAGCUUUUCAGAGACAUAUUUAAAUGGAAAUCAUAGAUUUUUUUUUUUUGUGGAAUAGAAUUUAAUCUAUUUACUACUAUCAUGUAAAAUUUCUCUGGCAUGUCCAGUAGCUGACUCUUGCAUGGUAGAAGAUCAGGGGCUUCCUCAAAACCUGGAUGUGAGGAAAUUGCACACAGUACCAAGAUUUGGGGGAAUCUAGAGAAAAUUUUGACCAUGAAUGUCUCCAUUUUUUUCUAAUGGAGCAUGAGAGUUUAUUUUAUUCUGAAGGACUUUAAGAAAGUGUCCAUGAUACACCUGUCAAGGUGAACUACGUGAUGUUUGAAGUCUCAUUGUAGACUUUUUAUAAAUAUAUAUUUUUAAAACACUCAUCUAGAUGAGGUGCUUUGAGCAGUUCUGAAAAAUGCAGCUCCCACAAAAGCAGCUGCUUUGACUUCUAAGAAAGGGACUUUUUACAAGUUCCCAGGGCUUUGUUUCUUCUGUCUACCUAUUACAGACUUGAGAAUGCACAACCACUGUUUAACAAUUCUUGGCAGAUAUGUGUCCAUCUCAUAAUUGACUUUGUUUGUGCAGGGCCCAAGUUCUAAAUGACCCUUUCCCAGGCCACAAAGGUGUCAACUUGAAAACAUUUGAGGCUGAGUCAAUGUUAAGACAUAUGGCCUAAAUAGAACCCAGGGAAGCCUUGCUCUACUAAGUAAGGAUUCUUUGCAUUUUCUGGUACAUUUAACCCUACCAGCAAUGUCCAUGUGAACAUUUCCCACUUGCACCUCCAGAUUUAUGUUUGUCUGAGGUGAACUGAAUAUUCUCAUCAAAAUUUAGGCCAGUAUUUUAACACGUGCAUUGUUUUAUUGGUCCAGGGUUAGAUCCCACUAACGUCCACUGUACAAUUUUAUUAACCAAUUUGUCUUGGGACUCUGGCUUAGUGCUUGGAUUUAUUUCCUAAUUACACUACAUAGCAACGUGGACACCUGCCACCCCAGCUCUGGGAAAAACCAACUAAUAUACGACCAUAUUAAACGAAGGCCACCUUAAUGGUCUCGACACUAAUUUUUAUGAUGCAAAUUUAUAAACUGAUUCUUUUGUAAAGGCUGAGGUUUUAAAAAUGUAUUUAAUGUAUGUUUUCUAUCAGCAUAAAUUAUAUUGGGUCACUAAUAGUAAUUAAAAACAGCUUGCAGAGGUAGUGUGCUUGAAGGAGAAUAUCCUGGUAUUGCUACUGAGGCUGCUUCUGACAUGGAAGGGAUUCCAUAUGUUCAGAGUGUUCACGGAAGAUCACACUGAAGAUGCCUCAACCUUUUGAAGUGUAAGGAACACUCUGAUUGGUGUCUAGACUUUUAAUGAAGAAUAAUACAGUUUGCAUUAAGCAUCUCAGCCUGGUUUUAAAAGAGCUUUGUACCGAUUUUGCUGAAGCAUCUGUCCAGCUUGGUAUCCUGUGAAAGUUUGUUAUUUCCUGGGUAGACAUUCUUAUAGAGUAUUGUCUUUAAAAUCAGAUGGUCUCUUCUAUAUUGAAAGCAUUUUUAUGUUUUCUAAUUUAAAAAUUAAUAUUUUCUUAUAGAUAUUGUGCAAUAAAGCAGAAGUAGAAUGUGUGGUUUUUGCAAAUGCUUUAACAGCCGACAAAAACUUUACAUUUGUAAAAUUAAUAUAUUGUACUGGUACAAAAUAGUUUUAAAUUAUAUUUUGAAAAAUUCUA
Molecule: messenger RNA, 4645 nt
Organism: Meriones unguiculatus (Mongolian gerbil)
Lineage: Eukaryota; Metazoa; Chordata; Mammalia; Rodentia; Muridae
Gene: Kat2b
Product: lysine acetyltransferase 2B
Exons: 18
Coding region: 380-2821 (813 amino acids)
Biological process (GO): chromatin remodeling; positive regulation of transcription by RNA polymerase II
Cellular component (GO): nucleus; histone acetyltransferase complex
Molecular function (GO): histone H3 acetyltransferase activity; protein binding
Source: RefSeq, a predicted model, not a curated record